CGGCGCACCACGGAGGCGUUGUGCGGACGGCACACUUCUCCCCCCGUUGGGGCACGUGGCCGACGGCAGCCGCGACAAGCGCCGAAGGUGCGCCUCUCAAACAAUCGGGCCAACGCUCAAAUAUCCUGGCGCCAGUUGCUCCCUCUUCGCCCGUACGCGCAGCACACUGUAGGCUGCACGCGCGCGGGCGCCGCCGUAGCCACCGGUGCGUAAGCGUUCGACGUGCGCUCGCGUGCCGCGGUCCGCCGUGACAUGGAUCGGGGUCCCACUUGGCCACGCGGCCGCCACGUGCGUCGGACAUGCGGGCGCUGGUGGUCUGUGUGUGUCUCUACUUCAACCACGCAGUCAUGGCCAGCAUCGGCGUCCUGUCGAGGUCGAAGAACUUCACCUUGGACGCCGACCGGGAGGUGUCCGAGCGCGAGUUCUGCCGCCAGCACAGGAGGGACCCGAGCGUGCGACGCUUUUGCGUCUCGGAGCCGGCCGUGAUCCACACCAUCGUGCACGGCAUGCGAAACACGGUUAGCACCUGUCAGGUGCUGUUCAAGUGGGACCCCUGGCAGUGCGACCUGCUGCAGGAUCGCAAGAGCCUUCUUAAAAAAGUGUACCCGGAGACGGCCUUCGUGUACGCCCUGACGGCGGCCGGCGUGGCGCACAGCGUGGCCCAGGGUUGCCGGACGGGCCGGCUCGGCCACCGCUGCUCGUGCGGCGAGGCCGACCGCGAGCAGCCGGAGUCCUCGGCGGGCCUGCAGCAGGGCUGGAAGUGGGGCGGCUGCGGGGACAACUACCCGUUCGCGGCCAAGUUCGCGCGGCGGCUGCUGUCGCGGGAGUCCGGCAAGAGGCCGCGCACCCUGCGGAGACCCGUCGACACGCACAACAUCAUUGUGGGAAUCAGGACGCUGAGGCACGGCAUCCGGCCCGUCUGCAAGUGCCACGGCGUGUCCGGCUCGUGCUCGCUCAAGACCUGCUGGCGGGAGCUGGCGCCCUUUCCCGAGGUGGCUCGGCGGCUGAAGCGCAAGUACGUCCGCGCCGUGCCGGCCGAGAUCGAGAACAAGCCGGAGUUCGCCGCCACCGACGUGGUGGCCAAGCCGCGCAAGGUGCCGGCCGCCACGGCGGGCACGACGCAGCGGCCCAAGUGGCUGGCCGCCGUCACGGCUCGGCUGCGGAGGCUGGGCAGGGACCGGCUCGUCUACCUGGAGAAGUCGCCCUCCUUCUGCGAGCCGAACCCGCUGACCGGCAGCGGCAUGGCGGGUCGGCGGUGUCGCGACCCCGACCACUGCGACAGGGUGUGCUGCGGCAGGGAACACCGCAGCUUCACCGAGGUCGUCUACGAGACCUGCCAGUGCCAAAUGGUGUGGUGCUGCAAGCUGGAGUGCAAGACUUGCGAGAACGUCACCACAGCGUACGCCUGCUUGUGAAACGCGCCGUGCGCGGGAUUCCCGUUUGCGUGAGUGAGUGUGUGUCAAGUCUGAGACGUGUGUGCGUCAAGAUCGUCCGAGUUGCCGGAAGGUACCCGUCAGAAGCGCGAUUGAUCCGACUGUUGGAAGCUGUUGGAAACUUGUUGGAUGCGGCUGUUGGCACUGUGCGUAUACAUGUCGGGUAGGUUGGUUUUGACGCAGGUGUGUCUCGCGCGUUUCGGCCGCGCGCUCGACAAGUUGGCGACGUCGGCCUCUUAUGUGCUGCAUUUCCGCAGAGAAAUUUAGUGGGUUGUAGUGACGGAGACUUUUGAAAUGAGAUUUUUUUUCUUCUUUUAGAACGUGAGUCAUUUUUUUUAGAAUCGUGAAUCACAACACCCAACUUGCUAAUGCGCAAUAAUUAAUUUGCAGCGCGAUGUCUUGCGGCAUGCUUUCGGUUUCUGAAGAUCUUUAUGGCGAUCGGCCGCGGAGUGACGCCAGUAGACAGUUGCGGAAAUUUCCUGACCCACGGAGAGUUACCGCGGGAGACGAAUAACAGACGCGAAAAACCACUCGAUCUUACUUUAAUGGGAAAUUCUCAUUGGCAAAGGCGGCUAUUCAAGCUGUAAGAUCGCGCUAGAACACCACAUUGCGACUUCAUGCAUGGUGGAGGCCUGCUUUCUUGAAAUUGAACACACUUAUUACAAAAAGAAAGCUUGAAGACACAAAAGAUGAAUUCUUGGAACCAAAUGAUUCUGUAUAAUGGCGACUUAAAUUAGACGGUGAGGUUUUACGUGCCGAAAACGACGAUAUGAUUAUGAGGAACGCCGUGUAGUUGGGGACUCCGGAAAUUUGGACCACCUUGCUUUCAUUAACGUGCACGUAAAUCUAACUACGCGGGCGUUUUAGCAUUUCGCCCCGAUCGCAAUGUCGCCGCCAUGGCCAGGAUACAACGGCGACUUCGCAUAUAAGCAUAUAAGCCAAAAUCACCGGCGAUGCAAGUACGGUUUCAGAAGACCGCACAAUAUUUCAGCCUAACAUUGCAGCUUUACCACUAACCGCUGCCGCUUGUAGACGCAUCGUCUGCGCAUACGCGCAAGGCGGUACGCGCUCUGCUAAAGCGUUUCACUUUCUUCGCGUGUGUAAACAUUCAGAAAGGCAAUGCAGAUGUAUAGUACGUAGCGCGAUACAACACAAUACUGUUUUUUUUAGUGCUUGCAAUAUAGUCUGGAGCUAAACUUUAUUUGCGCCUUCAGUAACGUCGUAAUACUAAAUGAGUGCAAAAUUUGCGUAAACGAUGCACCACACGCUCUUCGCCGCCGUUCGUGUCGUCUUCAAAAUUUGAUAAAGGGGACUUAUAUGCAACUUCGCGUUCCAGAACGCGCACAUAUUUCUACUCUAAACCAUUACAUGCAUGCAGCGAAUCGCGCUAUGCUUAAACGUGCUAAUCACCCGUGCCAUCGCUGCGCGUUACUUUUUUCCCCUAUCACUUGUGAACUGUUUUUUUUUUUACAUGUAUACGCUUUGUGCACCCUCGAGGUCUGUAUGUUUGAGAAUUUGUGCUCACGAAGGUGCACGCGACUCCGAUUUUUCGUAGCUUUGUCAUUCCUGCGAGCAGCGUACCGAGCUGGACUCCGUUGCAGCUGGAAUCUGUUUCGAUGUUUUCGACGCAUAUGUUAAAAUCCCAGCUACCUCGUUCCUUGAAGUACAGUGACUAAGUGCAGUUCUAGGGCUGAGUACGACAGGGCUCCGGGGCUUCAUAAUGCUUAGCAUGCGUGCUCCUAUAUACGAGACUCAUCGCCUAUGAACGCGCUCACUGGGACGCAAUAUGCAUAAUUAUGGACUGGUGCUCUUUUUUCUGCGUUUUAUUUGGUACGUAAUUAAAGAUUUUCACGCCGAAGAUAAAGGUGUACUGGUUUUCUUAUCUUCAGGCUACAUAAUAUUUAAAUAUUUGCAUGAAGGACUGUUUACCUACAGUCGAGUGAUAGCUAGGCGUUGUGUUCUCGGGAGUGUGCUUAUCUUGCGGGGUCCGUGGAAAAAUUAGAAUCCUCCCUCCUCCCCCCCCCCCCCCCCCCGCUCUGUUGGGGCAUUCACGUUCUUCUUUCGUUACGUAGCUUGUUGAAGCCAGUGAACACAGCGACGCAAGUUUUUCGUAGGGAUGACAACGCCGAUCCCUAAAAAAAGCACUUCAUAUAUAACGCUCACAUGCCUCGAAUGCGGAUAUAUAAAUAAUAAAAUAGUCGUGUCUCAUCGCACUGCAAUAUGAAUAAAAUGGUAUUUAAGUUAGAAUGAUCAUCGGGUGUAUCAUUCACCUGAAGUCUUUCUCUAUCCGGAUUUUCUUAGCUGUUCCUUUUGCUUUACUGUUCGUUUUUAAUUGCAUGGCUUUUCGUACUUCAUAGGAAUUUCAUAUUGUUUGUUCAGUGGAGGAAGACGAUCCCAUGACUGAAAACCCAACUUACUUUUCACGCCAGAACAUAACGCGCCAAAUAAUGACGUCACUGUUUGACGUCACCGGUUCAAGUUUCUCGAGAGUAUUUGUCCGUUUUUUUUUUUUUUUGUCAGCUUAUCAGGUUGUCAAGCUGAAUUUUCUUGUAUUCUCGAACGCAAUAUAUAAGUCUUGUUCACUUGCUUUUCAAUAUUCAUAACCUAAUUAGACGUUCCCAAAUUUUUACAAUUUGUGACGUUGCACAGUGUUGCUACGCAAAUUUGCAAGUCGAGGGUUCGCUCAUCCUUCGCUUUUAAGACGUGUUUUGGUGAAACGAGCUUGCGCGGUAGUUAAACAGCGAGUUGGUCAGAACUGCAAAUUACCUAUCCACAGUCAGUAAAUGCAAGGAGAAGAAGAAAAGGCGACGCUUCUGUUUGGUACGAAUGUUUCUUCUAAGAUGGCUUGUCCGUGCCCUAUCAUUUCUGUACAGGUUUUCAGCUUCAAAGUACCACUUGAACAUCUUGGCUAUCUAUAGUCAGUUACAGGUGCUAAACACAGCGAAAAUGGCCCUCAACGGGAACGCGUAGACAUGCGCCAGCGACUCACAGUGCAAUUGAGCAGGUGCUGUGUCGCCGCGCGGUUCCCAGCAAAGGCUUCACUCGAUAUACGAGUACAAAUGCAGGCUAGUGAUUUCCUAUAGGGCCCAGGGACAAAAACAGGGAUGCAAUCCGAGCCACGAAGGGAUACGCAGUUAUAAUUGCGCCAGUCAGACCAUAUAUAAGGUGUCCCGGCUAACGUUAGCCAAGCUCUUAAAGAGAGAGAGAGAGAGAGAGAGAGAGAGAGAGAGAGAGAGAGAGAGCACAAGACACGGUACAAGAUACAAUUUUAAGACCUACGGUACGUGUUCGGUCCGUCAGUCUUCCGGUGACCAAACACCGUAGGCCUUAUAACUUUAUCUUUCACCAUGUUCUUUUUUUCGUUGAAUAGCUUGGCUGAUGUUAGUUGGGACACACGGCAUAAACGUUCUUUGGCCUUUUUUCUACUCACAUGGGCUUGGUCUGUUCGUUUAUUUGUAGACUGUUAUUUUAAUUUUAUAUUUACUCUUUUAUCUAACUUGUCCUAUUCAGGUCAAUUCAACUACCCCAUUGAGGUAGGAAGCCCUCCAGAGCUGGUACCUUCAGCUUUAGUUACUCUUUAUUUCUUUGUCUCUCUCAUCCCGGGGGUGAUUCGGCUGUUUUUACGCUAUGUACAAGCGAUGCCCACAUUACAGAGUUUUCGAUUGGGGCAUCCAAGCGUUGCGUUACGCCAACCCUAUUGUAGGAUCUUUGCGUUCUUAUGUACGCUCCUCAGUUUGUGUCCCCCGAUGCCUGAACACCCUAACCUAAAACUAUUAACUCGGUGUUUCGUGGUACUUUUCGAAGUACUGCGAUCUACACCUUCCUGCUUGCGCUCCUGGGGGAUGGCGAGGAAGCUCAUUCGGUGCCUGAUGUUGGCUAAUACCUCCUCGCGAACCCUUUUUUUUUUUAGUGCCUCCGUAUUACCAAUAGUCCUUUUAUGCUUAAAUACUCUGGUAUUACCUUGCGUUUGUUUGAGCUAUGAGCUGUCUUCGUCUUGACACUCGCCGACCGGGUUGUUUGUGGUUGUGGUGCAUAGCGGUGUCGCGGCGGGCUCAUUGUUGCUCGAACAGUAGGUGGCGUACAAAAUCUAAAGUCUAUGACGGCUUCGGCAAUCGCUUCUGCCGCAUGCAGCCGGCAAAAGCACAGCCUUUGAGAUACGCACUAUACAGAGAGCUCGGUCGUUGGGGCAUCGGUUUGGACACUAGCAACUACAUUCCCCAGCGACGACUCUCUCUGGGCAGCAGAAACUGAUCUCGAAGCCCGUGUUUUUGCUAACUGCAUGCGCCGGAAAUAAUUGCCUAAGUGGAAUCAAGACUUUGACGCCAUGUUUCGGACAUCACCUAUGUGGCGGGUGAUGGCUCCUCAUUCCCGUGAAACAUGUAAGGAAUUGUGGAAGUGCGGAAGUGCGGAGGGAUUUAGAGGAAGCACAGCAUUCUUUUGGACCCCUUCCGCAUUUUUAUUCUGUUGAUGAUUACAACUUUACUUUACGGCUUGACGUAAUAUUUUACACUCCAAACAUCGGUUAUGAAAGAGGAAAAGGGCUAAAUGUGUCAAUUUGUUUAGUCCUUCGUCCGUUCGCGACGAGCAACAUAUAUUCCAUCACGUCGAGACUUGUGACGUCGGAGGUGCACUAUAUAUAUAUAUACCAGUGGGGAUACUUCGGGCGGCGGAGAACAAUGCACCGUAGCCGAAGGAGGAUAGUAGCUGUGGCGUGCCGGAUGGGAGGCAGUGAGGUGCAAACGCUUCCUCUUUUAAAGCUGUGCACAAGAUUGCGCAGUCGUAUAAAGUCUCGGAUAAGAUACAAGUACAAGCUUGUGAGUGAGUUUAAAUGGACACUAAAGAGAAAAAAAUAAAAUAAUCUGAGCUGUAUUAACAAAUAACCUUUGUACAAAACAAAAAAAGCAAUCUUACUGCGAAAUUAAACUCGGUAAUUCAGAAAAGACGCAAAAAAAGAAAAGAAAAAAAUGAGGGGUGACGCCCGCUUCAAGUUCUCGCACCAGCUCGCUCUGACGUGGCGCCAUGCAUUUUGACUGUUCGAGCGUAAUUAUAUUUUUAUCGGCGAACGGAUUACAUUGCAUUUUAAUAGCCAAAGAAAGAAUUUAGCAA
Dermacentor albipictus is the source of this 6539-nucleotide messenger RNA. Its product is annotated as protein Wnt-9a-like. The record is from RefSeq and is a predicted model, not a curated record. Gene Ontology annotation, molecular function: cytokine activity; frizzled binding. Lineage: Eukaryota; Metazoa; Arthropoda; Arachnida; Ixodida; Ixodidae. Gene Ontology annotation, biological process: cell fate commitment; canonical Wnt signaling pathway; neuron differentiation. Gene Ontology annotation, cellular component: extracellular region.